Molecule: messenger RNA, 2265 nt
Organism: Lactuca sativa (garden lettuce)
Lineage: Eukaryota; Viridiplantae; Streptophyta; Magnoliopsida; Asterales; Asteraceae
Source: RefSeq, a predicted model, not a curated record
AUGGCACAAUCGGAUCCUAAUGGACUAUUUGCGAUGGUGGAACUCAACUACCAAGGGGUAUUUAAUCGAAAUCCUUUCUCUUACACUGGUGGUGUUAAAACCAUCUUCAAUGAUGUUGACUUUUCUUCUAUGACUUAUUCUGAGUUUGUGACCUUCUGCGAACGUUUCAUGCAUGAAGAGUGUAAAAAAUUUUACUACUGUGAACCAGACAUGUCCUUCAUGGAAGGCCUUAAUCCCAUUUCAGAUGAUGUGGAAUAUUCUGCUUUUAUUUUUGAUGCUUAUGGAACAGAUGGUGUAAUUUCGGUUUAUGUGGAUCAUAUUGGGGUUGGUGUUGAUGGGUGGAAUGAUGAUGAAGAUAAUGAUGAUGAUGAACAUGAGUCUUGUAUUGAUGGUGAAAAUGAAGACAACAUAAAUGAACUUAGAAAUGUUGCCUUUGAAUUUAAUAAGGAUGUAGUGCAUAUGAAUAGGACAUCAAAUGAUCCUUUCUUGAGUAAGCUAUGUGUUGAUGAUGAGGAUGCAAACAACAUUGUAGAUGAUGACAAUGGGAGAGAAGUUGAAGUUAACAUACAAGCUCAUUUCAUAUUUAAUGAGCUAUUACACUGGAAAAAACAAAAACCAAUUCUAGGGAUGAGAUUUAAGGGUCCAAGCAAAGGUGCUUGCACAUUUAGAUUAUGGGCUUCAUGGAUGAGUGAUGAAGAGAGUUUCCAAAUCAAGUCACUAAAAGCCGAUCAUAAUUGUGCUAGGAACUUCAAGUUUGGAUCAUUGGUGACAUAUGCAUGGAUUGGGAGUCACUAUACCAAAGAGAUUGUAGAAAGUCAGAAAAUAAGUGUAAGGAAGCAUAGGUUAAAGGUAAUGGCCAAGUUUGGUAUCCAAGUUAGUAUGGGGCAAUGUAGAAGAGCAAAGAAGUAUGCACUGAAACUUGUUGAAGGAAACCUUGUUGAACAUUAUGGUAAGCUAUGGUCAUAUGGUCAUGAGAUUUUAAGGACAAAUCCUGGGUCAACUGUGAAACUAGAUAUGGAGGAUGGGCCAGAUGGAAAGAAAUAUUUUAGCAAGUUCUAUUGUUGUUUUCAAGGAGUUAAACAAGGUUGGAUUGAAGGGUGUAGAAGGGUAAUUGGUCUUGAUGGAUGUUAUCUUAAAGGUGUUUGUAAGGGAGAAUUGCUUUGUGCUAUUGGGAGGGAUGCAAAUGACAAGAUAUAUCCUAUUGCUUGGGUAGUGGUUAAUGUGGAGAACAAGAAGAAUUGGAAGUGGUUUCUAGAGCUUCUCAUUGAUGAUCUACACUUGAAUUUAGGCAAUGGUUUCAGUUUAAUGUCAGACCAACAUAAGGGUUUGAUAGAGGCUGUUAAAGAGUUGCUGCCAUAUGUAGAGCACAGGCAGUGUGCUAGACAUAUUUGCCAGAAUUUGCAGAAGAGAUUUACUGUUGAAAAUGGGUUCUCAGAAAGUUUUAAUGUUGUAAUAGUAGAUGCUAGGAAGAAACCCAUAAUAACCAUGUUAGAGGAGAUAAGAUUAUACAUGAUGGACAGAAUCUACAACAUGAAAUUAAAGGGACAACAAUGGGGAAAUCAUAUUUGUCCAGAGAUAAGGGAUAAGGUGAAUUUGCUUAAAAAAGCUCAAAGGCAUUAUCAGAUACUACCAAGUGGAUUAAACCAGUUUGAGGUAAGGGGAGCAAUAGAUGCAUAUGAGGUGGACUUAGAAAGAAAAACAUGCUCAUGUAGGUUGUGGCAAUUAAAUGAAUAUGGAUGUGCUCAUUCUAUAGCUAGCAUAUCCUUUCUUAAUAGGGAUGUAGAAGCCUAUGUAGACAACAUGUUUAGCACAACCACAUUUAGAAAGGCAUACAAUUACAGAAUUGCUCCCAUGAUUAGCAGUGACAUGUGGCCAGAGACAAACUAUACUCCACCAUUGCCUCCUAUUAAUAGAAGGAUGCCUGGUAGGCCAACUACUAAGAGGAAGAAAUCCACUAUAGAGAAUACAGGAACACACAGGGUUUCUAAGGCUGGAAAGAAAAUCAGAUAUAGUAUUUGCAAGGAGAUAGGUCACAACAAGGCCACUUGUCCACAGAGAAGGCCCCAAAAGUUAAAUGUGAUGAAACAGAAGAAACAAAAAGUAUGUGUGAACCAAAAUGCAGGACAGGGUAGUACAAGUGAACCACAACAACAUGAAGAGGUUGAAAUGACUCCAAUUGAGAUGGAUACUACUCAAAAUGAUAUGCAAGUUGCUCCUACUGAUGUUGAAUCUAGUAGUGCAGGGGAUUUUAUUCAAUAUGUGUAA